Orbicella faveolata is the source of this 1038-nucleotide messenger RNA. RefSeq names its product histone H2B.1. The record is from RefSeq and is a predicted model, not a curated record. Lineage: Eukaryota; Metazoa; Cnidaria; Anthozoa; Scleractinia; Merulinidae. Gene Ontology annotation, molecular function: protein heterodimerization activity; DNA binding; structural constituent of chromatin. Gene Ontology annotation, cellular component: nucleosome.
CAAAUCCAUUCUGAUCUACAGACAUGGCACCCAAAGUUGCAGGAAAGAAAGGCGAGAAGAAAGCCGGUAAGGCAAAGGCUGCCGCUGAUGGAAAGAAGAAGAGAAGGGGAAAGAGAAAGGAAAGCUAUGCUAUCUACAUCUACAAGGUGUUUAAGCAAGUUCACCCUGACACUGGUAUCUCCAGCAAAGCCAUGGGCAUCAUGAACUCGUUCGUCAACGACAUCUUCGAGCGCAUCGCCACCGAAGCUUCCCGCCUUGCCCACUACAACAAGAAAUCAACCAUCAGCUCCCGCGAGAUCCAGACCGCCAUCAGGCUGCUUCUGCCCGGUGAACUGGCCAAACACGCCGUGAGUGAAGGAACCAAGGCUGUUACCAAGUACACCAGCAGCAAGUAAACUCACCUUGUGGGUUUCCCGCCAAAACAAACGGCUCCUUUAGGAGCCACCAAAUGAUACAAAAGUCAAUGACCAACUACAACUGACCUUCUUUCAUUUCAAAGCGCAGAAAUGAGAAGCGCUUGACACUUAAACUAUCAAUCGAAGUUCCUGAAUUUUUUGCGAUAUUAGUUCUUCAGUCCAAAUACUAUUUCUAGACUACGAGUACUACCUCUUUCGCCUAGUCUGUCGCGAGUGACGCGAGAGAAAACCCAGGAUUUCAGGCGGCCAUUGUUUUACUCUCGGCCGAUUUAUUUAAGGUCUCGCUCGACUUACUAAGCGAAAGAGGGGCUACGCGUAGUCUAGUCUAUUUCCCUUUAUAUGCUUUCCCUUAAGAUAUACAGCGGUACCUCGGUUUAACCCUCUUUACUUCAAUAUAACGAACGAUGCCGGGCUAAAGUUAGGAAAACGUAUAGGACAGAACUUCAUAUAAAAACGAAUUUCAAUAUUAGUCUACAAACAGGUUCCAUAGGUAUCGACAGCUCAUUAUAGUUACAAAUCAUAACAGAUCUGCAUUAUCCUCUUUGCCUCUUGUUUUUGGAAGAGUUCUUGUGAUAACGGUAGCCAGAAAUUUUUCUGGCACUAGUAGUUUUCUGUUGCAUAG